CGCAGGGGAGGAAAAAGGGGGCGAGUCGAGCACCUUGCGCCCUGCGUCUCCGUGCGUCUCUUCCGAUUCGCCACAUAAACUGUAUCGGAGGAUGAACGCCGCUGCUGCGUGAGGAGGAGAGAGGAGGAGAAGAAGAAGAAGCGAGGAAGCAGCGUAAAGUGCGCUCAAACCCGGUCACUCGCCUCGUGUCUUCCCUCAAAGUGGUUUUUCUGUUGCGUUUGUGGAUCUGGCGCCCCUCUCCUCUGCGUCCCUGCACCUUCUUACCGACUAUUUGGCUCUUUCACAUUCCUAAGGACAGGAUCGUUGCACAGGCUGCACCUCGUGUCAUCAAAAAGGUCCAGAAUGUGGCAGACCCGGUUUGCAGCAGGUUACCGUCUCCUUGCGUCUCUACUCCUGAUCUGUUUCGACUCGGGUGCAGUGUCCACAGUGGUAAACAUGCGAAGGGUCACUCAUCCUACAGUUACGGAGCUGCUGGCAGGAAAAGCUCUGCUGCCCUGUGUGCUCACUCUCCAGCCCAGCUCCAACAGCGAUACUCCUCACAUCAUAUGGACUCGAGUCAGGCUGCCAGCAGGUGGCCAAGGGCCCCCCCUGCAGCAGACUGUUCUCUCAGCUAAAGGUGAUGUCAUAAAGGUGAACAAGGCUUUCAGUGGCCGUGUCAGACUGCCAGGGUACACUGCCAAUCCUCUGAAUGCUACCAUGGAGAUCUCAAGUCUCCGCAGUAACGAUUCAGCCACUUACCACUGUCAGGUUGUCAAGGGAGACGCCUAUGAGAGAGACAACGUGCCUCUGGUGGUCUCUGGUGUGGUGUUCCACUACCAGACUCCUGGUACACGUUACGCCUUUUCAUUUUCUGAGGCACAACAGGCCUGCCUGGAGAACUCGGCUCAUAUAGCCAGUGCAGCCCAGCUGUGGGCAGCAUAUUACGAUGGCUUCUCCAGCUGUGCAGCCGGCUGGUUGGAGGAUCAGACUGUCCGUUAUUCUGUCCAGUCGCCAGAGCUUGGUUGCUAUGGACACGAGGAGUACUCGGCUGGAGUGAGGAACUAUGGAAAGAGGGAUCCAAAGGAGCUGUUUGAUGUUUACUGUUUUGCAGAGAAAUUUGAUGGUGAGGUGUUCCACUCGUCUGUCCCAGGCCGCCUGUCACUGUCCUCUGCCUCGGAUCGCUGCGUGUCACUGGGGGGGCAGCUGGCCACAGUGGGGCAGUUGUACCUGGCAUGGAGAGCAGGCCUGGACAGCUGUGCUCCAGGUUGGCUGUCCGAUGGCAGUGUGAGGUACCCAGUCAGCUGGCCUCGACCCAACUGUGGAGGGAGCCAACCUGGAGUGCGCACAGUGGCUCCCAAUAGCACUAUGGACAACAGCACAGCACUGUAUGACGCAUACUGCUAUAGAGGUAAAGUGAAGGAUUCGCGGUCCAUUUCCCAGAUCUAUUCAUCUCUGUGGAAGCCCUGGAGUUACCUCACAGGAGCCACUGAAGCUGGGACUCCAAGCCCCGCCGUGACCAGGCAGAACUUUGGCACUAGUCCAGGAUCAUUAGGCAGCAGUGACAUUUCUGCAUCAUCUAACUGGACUGGAUUAGUUGAAAUUGAGGAUGAGGCAGCACACAAUGUUUCAGACGCAUCUUCAGAUCCCUGGUCAGAAGAAUCGUCCGAGUCUUUUGUUACCCUGCGGAUGGUCCCGGGACAGCCUUCAUUAGACUGGGGGGAGCUACUGGAGCCCGGGCCAGAGUCAGAGGAGUUCCUUAGACCUCCAGUGAAGCCCACUCCUGCAGAGAAAAAGGUGAUGUCAAAAAUAGUGAACUCCAUGUGGAAGCCGUGGAAUUAUUUGUUAGGAGGUGAGGACGGGGCUGAAGUGACAAAAGAGCCAGCAGAGGAAAAGGAAACAAAAGAGAUGGAGGAUAAAUCUAAAGAACCCACUGCAUCAACAGGUCUAUUUUCUUGGGGAAGUUGGUUUGGUGGCCAGUCAAAGGAAGAGCCCACACCAUCCAGCGAAGAAGCGCCCACCCAUCUGUCCACCUCCGCCGAACCCUCAACUCCGGGCACCUCCAAACAGCAUACAGAACCCCCUAUGUCCACCACGCCAAGUCCCGACCCCCAGACCACUCCCACCAGCGUCUCCUGGACCCAACCGGACACCACCACACAAGCUAGCACCAAGAGGGAAGAGACCACGCGGCACGGAAGAGGACGGGGCAGGGGCAAGAAGCACAGGGGAGAGGACAAGGGUAAAAUGGAGGAGGAGGGAAGCGGAGAAAUCACGGGGGCGGAAGCAAAAGGCGAGAUUCAAAUGUCUCGACGACCAACGGGGACCAGCAAACCCAGGGAGAGAUCCAGAGAGAAGAACAGGGAGAGGGGCCACCGGAGAGGGCAUGCCGCUAAAAACGCAGCAACCACCACAGCCAGUCCAUUAGAGCACACUAACUGGUCUGAAAGCACACAUUUGUCAACAUUUGAAACCACCAAACAAACAGAAAUGAUGUCCACUACCACAACAGAGGCUAGAUCUCCAAACUUCUCCCGGACUACAAAUAUUCACUCCCACUCGGAGUCAUCACCAACAUCUGUGUCUUCAUCAACAUCGCAAACCCAGACGUCCACAUUUGAACUGGGACGCCCCUCUUUCUCUUCUUCCUCCUCUCCCUCCUCUCCCCUCUCCCAGAGCACAUCCACUGACCCAUAUAAGUCUCUUGAAUGGGUCCCUGUGAAUCCUACGGAGCUGAACAACUCUCAAAGGUAUCCUCCGCAAAUGCAGCCCAUCCCGCUUCAUGAGGAAGACCCCGUAUGGUCUCACACCGUUGGUUCGGGCGCCCUGUUACCUGGCAACAUGGAGGAGGAGAGUCGUAGAGGAGCGGACAACAUCAGUGCCAUUACGCUGAGUCCAACAACAGUGGGUGCUGAGGUGGAGCCCUGCGUGACAAACCCGUGUCUGCAUGGAGGAAAGUGCCUUCCUCAAGGGACCGGCUACAGCUGCUACUGCUCACAAGGGUUCACGGGAGAAAACUGUGAGAUUGAUGUUGAUGACUGCCAAUCCGAGCCUUGUGAAAACGGAGGCACUUGUGUCGACAAGGUUGAUUCAUUCCUCUGCCUCUGUCUGCCCAGCUACGGAGGGGACACUUGUGAAAAAGACAUUGAAGGUUGUGAGCAUGGUUGGAGGAAGUUCCAUGGACACUGCUACAGGUACUUCACUCAUAGACACACAUGGGAGGAUGCAGAAAAAGACUGCAGAGAGCACAGUGCCCACCUCUCCAGCAUCAUAUCUGCCACCGAGCAAGAGUUCAUCAAUGGUCUGGGUCAUGACAAUGCCUGGAUUGGUUUAAAUGAUCGCACUGUUGAAGAAGAUUUCCAGUGGACCGACACUAAUGAUUUGGUCUAUGAGAAUUGGAGGGAGAGCCAGCCAGACAAUUUCUUUGCAGGAGGGGAGGACUGUGUGGUGACCAUUGCCCAUGAGGAUGGCAAGUGGAACGAUGUGCCCUGCAACUAUAACCUGCCCUACAUCUGCAAAAAAGGCACAGUUUUGUGUGGGACCCCGCCUGCAGUGGAGCAUGCACACUUAGUUGGCCGGAGGAAAUCUCAUUAUGACAUUCAUGCAGUGGUGCGUUACCAGUGUGCCGAAGGCUUCUACCAGCGCCACAUCCCCACUGCCCGCUGUAGGGCAGAUGGCACCUGGGAAAGGCCCAGAAUCAUCUGCGCAAAAUCACGACGAUCACACCGAUACCGACGUCACCAUCACAACCAGCGCCACGAUCACCACGGCCACAGGAGACACGGAGAGGGCCACCACGCUCGGGACGACGAACGCAGCUACUACUGA
Messenger RNA from Periophthalmus magnuspinnatus, 3804 nucleotides. Its product is annotated as aggrecan core protein-like. Gene Ontology annotation, biological process: cell adhesion. Bases 343 to 3804 code for a protein of 1153 amino acids. Gene Ontology annotation, molecular function: calcium ion binding; hyaluronic acid binding. The record is from RefSeq and is a predicted model, not a curated record. The transcript is spliced from 20 exons. Lineage: Eukaryota; Metazoa; Chordata; Actinopteri; Gobiiformes; Gobiidae.